AUGUCACCGACUCUGCAUCAUGAAUGCACUCGCGUACCUGUGACCGCAUUGGCCUCGUGCGCCUCCCUGUACAUUGCCGCAGAAGGCCCAUUUCUACGCUUCUAUCAUGCCAAGGACUCACGAUGCAUUGCUUCGCAACGCGUCUUCAAGGCGCAAGCAGUGCACGGUAUACGCAUCUAUUCGGAAGAGCAUGCGCGUGCCAUUAAGCUUAUCGCCUGGGGAGGGCGACUAGUCCGUGCCUUUGAGAUCCAUUCGGCGGCCGAUGAUCAUGAUCGCUUGACUUUUUUUUCAUCAAACGUUGCUAAAGCGCCAGACUGGAUUUUUGACCUUGCACCUAGACCAGCAGGUUUGUCUGAUGACUCUCCGUAUCAAAAAGGAAUUUGUGUUGCUGUGACCGCUCAUAAUGCUCUGCUGCGAGUGACGGUCCAAAUAACCACAGACACAGCGUCGCCAAAUGGAGCUAUCUCAGUCAACAUUUCGGACUUGACAUCGAGUUCUCGAUCUAUCCUUUACUCUGCGCACCUGUCCUGGGAAAAUCUGAAUCGGGUCCUUGUCGCUGCUGGCACGGCAUUUGGCGAGAUCAUCUACUGGUCAUGGUCUGAUGACACUGUUGAUGGCCAGGCAUCUCUUGUUCACCGCGUGUUUCUUGGUCACGAAGGGUCGAUCUUUGGUGUCCGUAUCUCGGAGGAGCUCCCAACCGAGUGCUGCCAGAAAUUGAGGCGAGUGGUCGCAAGUUGCAGCGAUGAUCGAACGAUUCGAGUGUGGGAUGUAUCAGACGUUAACACGAAUGCUAUCGGACCAAAAGCUGAAGAUAAUGGAGCCGAAGUACCAAGGACGCGUCAUACCGGCUUCAGCAAUGAGGCUUUUGACGCCCACGAGUUUGGCAGUUCAGAUUGUCUAGCCAUCGGUUGGGGGCAUCUUUCUCGUGUCUGGACAAUACGCUUUCUCGAAACGUCACCCUGUAGUGGGUCGCUUUUACUUCAAUCAGCUGGAGAAGACGCCACAGCAAGGACUUGGGAGCUUUCGCCAAACUCUGCAGAUAAAUCCAACUUUCCAUACAAAUUACUAGAGCUGGACUGUGCCGCACACCACAGCGGCAAGAACAUGUGGUCUUCUAUCAUCGCUCAUAAUCCUACCGGGUCGCAGCAAGUGAUAGCUGGAGGGGCAGACAGCAAGAUCACGUCCACACCGCUGCCUCGAGUUUUACAGGUUGCAAACAAUAUACCCUGGGGUGUCGCCGAAUACACAGUGAACGAUGUACUAUCAUGGACGCAGUCUACUGUUUUUGGUGGCGCGGAUGCCCUAUCAACCGGUGUUCAAAAAUCCUCGAAAAAGGCAGAAUUUUUCAGAAGCUAUUGCUUUGUAGAUGAGACUACUUUCCUACUUACAACCAAUUCUGGCAAAGUCUUGGUCGCAUCUCUAUCCUCUGAUUCGGAUCGGAACGACACAAGCCUUCUGACAAGCUCUACCCUCCUUGGACAGCCAGAAGACCUUGCCGGCUAUUCCGUUUGUGCAAGUAGCUCUCAACCCGGCAUUGCAUUCAUCGCAGGCGCCAACGGCAGCAUUUAUGUCUACCGUAAAAAUGCCGCGACAUUGACCAAAUUGUAUGCAAUGGGUAGUAAGGUCGGCGAAAUAUUCGCCGCGAAUGUGCUGGAAUCUUCCUACCGGAAUGCAACAGUGUUACUCGUGACGCUUGUUGGGCAGGGCAAAGCGCAGUUGUUAUACGUGGAUCCUACGCACGAUACGGAGAUAUCAAAAAACGUACAAGUACCUAUAUCAGAUCAUUUGACGGGAGCUGUUGUCACAAGUAUGGCCCAUCUACGAAUCUCUGAUAGAGAAUUCAUAGCGGUUGGAUUUCGACGUGGUUCCAUCGCCUUGUACAGCAUAGAUGUGGAUGAAGGCCAAGCCACGUUGGUUAAGGUCAUUGAUAAAGCACAUGGCGGUGAGACAGUCACUUGUUUGGAAUGGGUCAGUUAUCCUGCAGAGUCACCCCAGGCCCAAUUGUACUCAGCUGGGCGGGAUGGGCGUCUUACUGUGCAUGAUAUGGAUCUGUCUACAGGAUCCAGCACCUUAGUUCACGACCUUGCCCUGCCAUUUGGUCCUAAUCUAGAGGGCCUAUAUUUUCAGGGGAAUCAUCUACUCGUUCAUGGGUUCUCAAGUAAGAAAUGGUAUCUCUACGAUGUCACCAACGAAGAAGAGGUGAUGAGCAUCGACACAGGGGGUGCACAUAGAAGCUGGACAUAUCGCCCAAAUUUAACACUAGGAGGAACGCUUGUGUGGACUAGAGCCUCUAGUAUGCAUAUCUAUAGCCAGUAUGGUAUGAACCAUACAGUUAUCCGCUCCGGUGGUCAUGGGCGUGAAAUCAAAGCGCUCACCGUGUCGUCCAAGGAAAAUCUAAGGUCUCGCAACCGUCUCAUCGCAACAGGAGCCGAGGACACAGAUAUCAAGCUGUUUCAGUACACCGAUGGAAAUCUAGUUUGCAAAAGGACGCUUCGGAAACACACGACUGGAAUCCAACAUCUCCAGUGGUCGGAGAGUGGCGAUUAUCUGUUCAGUAGCGGCGGCUGUGAAGAGUUCUAUGUGUGGCGUGUCCGGGAUCUACCAUCAUCGUCUCUUGACAUUGGUGUCGUUUGUGAGAGUGUCUAUACUCCAGAAAGCGAGUAUGCGGAUCUAAGAAUCAUGUCUUUCGAUGCGACGACUUGUGGCACUGCCCAUUCAAUUACAAUGGUGUUCUCAGACUCUAGCAUCAAGGCCUAUCGUUACGAUCCUGUAGCUGCCACAAAGUGGGAGCCUCUCGCCAAAGGUCUCUAUUUCACAUCAUGCCUUACACAAUGCAUACAUUUGUCUGCAACCACGAUCUUGACGGCUGGUACAGAUGGUCAUGCCGUGACAUGGCCACUAAUAGAAAAGACACAUAGCUUGCCUGCCGAAUCUCCAGAUGCCAUCUCAAAAUUGACAUGGACUCAUCCUGCAAGGAUACACCAAAACUCCUCGAAGGUCAUGGUGUCUCAAAGCCUGGAUAAUGGCGACAAGCUGGUUGUGUCUGGCGGCGAUGACGGCAGCCUGGCAUUCCUGCUCAUGCGCUCUUCGCCCUCACUUACAGCAUCGCCGACGACAUCAUACGCUUCCCCUCCAAUACUUGUAAAUCGCACACAUGCAUCAGCUGUCACAUCAUGCGCAUUGUAUCGGCGCGGGUCUCACAUAACGCUUCUUACAUCUGGGAAUGACGAGUGGGUUAGGCAAUGGGAAAUCACACUACAAGAUCCAGACGCAAAAGGCGAGGGAAGUAGUCGGCCGGUGACCGAAGACGCCCUGAAGAUCCGGAGGCUAGGCAAGGUCAAGACAAGUGUCGCAGACGUGUCGAGUAUGGCUGUGUUGGACACAGGUGAUGGUACGACAUAUGCCAGGAUUCUGAUAUGCGGUGUUGGAAUGGAGGUCAUACGGGUUGAGUGA
Bipolaris oryzae ATCC 44560 is the source of this 3453-nucleotide messenger RNA. RefSeq lists its product as uncharacterized. Gene Ontology annotation, molecular function: protein binding. Lineage: Eukaryota; Fungi; Ascomycota; Dothideomycetes; Pleosporales; Pleosporaceae. Gene Ontology annotation, cellular component: cytoplasm. The record is from RefSeq and is a predicted model, not a curated record. Gene Ontology annotation, biological process: tRNA methylation. The coding region runs from base 1 to 3453 and encodes 1150 amino acids. The transcript is spliced from 5 exons.